Musa acuminata AAA Group (dessert banana) is the source of this 1296-nucleotide messenger RNA. Its product is annotated as thaumatin-like protein. Gene Ontology annotation, biological process: defense response. The transcript has a single exon. The coding region runs from base 282 to 1034 and encodes 250 amino acids. Gene Ontology annotation, cellular component: extracellular region. The record is from RefSeq and is a predicted model, not a curated record. NCBI's taxonomy places the organism in Eukaryota, Viridiplantae, Streptophyta, Magnoliopsida, Zingiberales, Musaceae.
CUUCUCUUUCCACUGUUACCAUCAGAAGACCUCUCUUCUUUCCUCCGCUUUGUACAGCUCCUCAUCACUCUGUUGUUUACGGAGUUACACAGGAUACCUGUAACCCCACCAUCAUUACUUCCCUCUCUUUCUGCUGCUCUAACUGAUCUCUCUGACAGCACUCGUCCUCGGUAGCUGCCACUUCGUCGUAUGGUAUGCCCUGUUUCCUUCUCUGCUCUCACGCCUCACACACUGUAGUAAGAAGAGUAGGAGCUGCUUGAACGCCACCAGCCUCAGUAGCCAUGGAUUCCAGGCUCCCAAGCCUCUCUUUCCUAGUGCUCCUCUCGUUGGCUCUCGUCAAUGCCGGUCCGUCCUCGGCCACCACGAUGGCUUUCUACAACAAGUGCAGGGAGACGGUGUGGCCAGGUGUCCAGCCCAGCGCCGGUAAGGCCGUGCUGGCCCGUGGGGGCUUCCGGCUCCUUCCUAACCAGGCCUACUCCCUCCGCCUGCCCAUGGGGUGGUCCGGCCGCGUCUGGGGCCGCCAGGGCUGCGCCUUCGACCCGGCCACCGGCCGCGGCCGAUGCGAGACAGGCGACUGCGACGGUGCGCUCUACUGCAAAGGCGUCGGGGGCGCUCCGCCGGCCACCUUGGCAGAGAUCACCCUCGGGCAGGGCCGGAAGCAGGACUUCUACGAUGUGAGCCUGGUGGACGGCUACAACCUGGGCAUGUCGAUGACGCCGUUCCGGGGGAGCGGCAUGUGCGGGCGCGCCGGCUGCGUCAGAGACCUCAACGAGGUGUGCCCGGCGGGACUGGCCGUGCGCGCCGGCCACAGCAACCGAGUGGUCGCGUGCAAGAGCGCCUGCUCCGCCUUCGGCUCCCCCCGGUACUGCUGCACCGGCAGCUUCGGGAACCCGCAGCAAUGCAAGCCGACGGCAUACUCGAGGCUGUUCAAGGCGGCGUGCCCGCGGGCCUACUCCUACGCCUACGACGAUCCCACCAGCAUUUUCACCUGCAUCGGCGCCAGCUACCUUAUCACCUUCUGCCCUCAACACUAAACCUCCCUGUCUACUUCCGCUGCUCCUCCACUCUUCUUCCUAGUAAAGGUCGUUUGGAUCAUUCCACCAGUAGAAUACCGGUACUGCACCCUGCUACAACAUAUACCGCUGGUAGGCAUUGCUUGUUUGGUUUGCACGUCUUUCUACUCCACCGCUAUGAAGGUUCUUGUUUUGUGAGGGCUUGAGGUCACGGAUCUUGUGGUGUCUUGUCGCUUGGUUUGCUUGCUACUGAGUUCUUGCUAAUAUAUCUAAAAUCGCAAUU